AUGGCAAGACGGUCCUCUAGCAGAGGAGGUGUCUCCCGAAGCAGUGCUGCUUCUUCGGCCAGUACUAGUACAUUGGAAAAGCUAGAAAUGCUGCGCAAUUUUUGUCCAUCCUUUUCGGAAAAGGAUUUGUCCACGUGCUUGUCUCAAGCAUCCUACAAUGUCGAAUUGGCAGCCGAGCGAUUGAUGACGGGACAAUUCCAACCAACUGCCAGUCAAACACAACAACAACAACAACAACAACAACAACAACAACAGUACACUACUGAAAGACACGUUGUCAAACGAACGCCGUCCAACAAUAGAAAACUAGCACCCGUGCCCGCCAAAACUCCCAAUCAUCGACAUCACACAACAACAAACACCAACACUACUACUACUACAUACAAGACCCCUUCCAACUCGACUACCAAAAAGCGUCCGUCUCCUCAUGACAGUACCACACAGACGCACUCUUCUUCUGCUCGACCCGAAAAGAAACGAACUCCUCCCGUCACCAUUUCUCCUGCAACAGUAUCAGUAUCAUCCUCGUCAUUGCUGCUCUGUGAGAGAUGGGUCGUUGGAACCUGUACCACUCGUCACGGAAGAGUGGCGCACAGAGAAACACUACAAUUGGAACAUUCCGACAAACAGCUCACCUUGCGGUUUCGAGGAAGUCACAUUCAAGGAUCCUUUAGCAAGAGUUUGUCAAGAUUGGUCACGCCUCUCUUGAACCUUCCAGUCGGCCAACAAGACAACAACAACACAAAAGCCACGAUACUAGAGCUACAUGGAGAGGCUCUCAUGGAGGAUCGGGGAAUACCCAUUGGAGGAGAAGUGCCUUUGAAACUCACUGUCCAUCUCCGCUAUCCACGGGCCUUUUUCGCCAUCUUUGAGGAGGAAGGAGGCAAUGGAAAGCAAUCCGCAUCGUCCAUGUUCUUCUCCAAUAGAAAAGACAAGGGAGUACCAGCCCAUUUUGCCAGACGCAAAACAAUGACGCUGCCAGAAACGGCAUUUGCCUUUUUGCAGUGGGCUCAGUACGGCAAACUACCAGAGAUUCCAGAGUUUACAGCUGUGGAGGAACAAGAAGAUGUCAAAAUGGAAGAGGAGGAUGACACUGUGAUUCAAGAAGAAUCAGAGUUGAACACCGACGACAAUGGAGAACGCCCCGAAUGGGCCAAAUCAAUCAACAAUGCAGAAUCCAACAGUGACAGUAGUAACAACAAAUCGGCAAUGCUGCCAGAAAUGCAAGAUCCCAAGGGCUUUACUUCGGUUGUCCUUCGUCCUUACCAACGUCAGGCACUGUACUGGAUGAUGAAGAGAGAGCAAGAAGGGGAGAGCAGAGAGGAACUCGAAAAGGAGCUGGAGCUACUCUCGGAACUCGCAGUGGCCAACAACAAGGCCAACAACCACAACACCAAUAAUGAAACAACAACAUCCACCAGAAGUAUUGCAGAUGGAGCAGCCACAAACCAGCAUGUUUCCUGUGACUGUGGGCCGGUUCUAGUCUCGGAGGCUGGACGACGAAAUGCCACCACUCUGGAUGGACAAUCGAAUCCUGUGAAUCACCCUCUUUGGAAGCCACGAUUUCUUGCCAGCCACAACAAGGAGAAUUCUUUUCUCUUUUAUGUCAAUGAACUGCUGGGAGUUGCCACAUGGCACGCACCCGCACCACCCAAACAAUGCAGCGGCGGGAUACUCGCGGAUGACAUGGGCCUUGGAAAGACUGUGAUGCUGUUGGCGCUAAUCAUCAAGUGCAAAGAAAAGACUAAAGUGAAGCAGGCGCCAACCUUGGUCGUAGCUCCACUAUCUUUACUGUCCCAGUGGGAAGAGGAGAUUGAAACAAAGACUCAACUCUCCUAUCAAGUUUGCUACGGAGACAUUGCAAAGGAAAGACGAGUGGACUUGAACGUUGAUAUUGUGUUGACGACGUACGGGACGAUGCAAGCAGAGUUCCAGAUGCAAAAGAAGAACGGUCGUUCCAACGGUGCUGCCGGUAGUCUCCUAGGCACGGACUGGCUGCGGGUUAUAUUGGAUGAAGGUCAUUUCAUCAAAAACCAACAGACGUUAGCGUCCAAAACCUGCUGUGCAUUGACGGCAAAGUAUCGCUGGGUUGUCACUGGAACCGUGAUUCACAACAGCCUCGAAGAUGUGUAUUCCUUGGUGAAAUUUUUGCAGCACGAACCAUGGUGCGAGGCUGGAUUCUGGAAAGCGGCCAUCUCAAGCGAGAUGAACCGAACGGAAACCGAAACUGGGGAGAAUGGGAGUAUUGGUGAUUCGGAUGAACCAACUGGGAUGAUGGUAGCGCUUGGACGUGUCCGUCGGCUGCUGAGCCCACUGAUGCUUCGUCGCACCAAAGACUCUCGCAUGGCCAAUGGAGAACCUAUUCUGAGUCUUCCUCCUAUUGAAGCGAAGGUUGUGACCGUGCAACUCUCAGAUGCCGAGAGAGACUUUUACAAUGCCCUUUUGGAGAAGUCCUUAGGCGUAUUCGAAGGUUUCAUCAAGGCAGGCACUGCAAACAAAUCGUGGCUUGCCAUUUUUUCUCUGCUUCACCGCCUUCGAAUGGCUUGUGAUCACAUCGCCCUCACGGUCAAGUCACACUUGAACGAAGGUGACUGGAAUGAUGCUGUUGCAGGGGGAAGCAAUGGAGAAUUGGCCGUGGCUAAGGCUUCCGCUGUAUCGCCCGUGAAGCCUGCAGCACGAGAGACCGCGACAGUUGACGAGGCUUUCCUCCAAGGUCUUAUGCAGAAGUUUCGUCACGCCCAAACGAACGAUACCAGUACUUCUUAUCCUGAGACUGUUGCGCGUGCGCUUGCAGAGUUGGUCAAGGACAAAGCUACGCACCUCACAGAGGAAUGUUCCAUCUGCCUUGAGACCCCUCUCAUUGUCAAGUCAUGUCUCACGAACUGUGCUCAUGCUUUUUGCAAGGAGUGCCUAGUCGGAGUUUUGAAGGCAAAAUCUUCCUGCCCAGUUUGUCAGACGGAGGUAGAGGCGUCCAGCGUCAUUGUUUUUUCGAAGUCGGGGGAAGGGAACUACGCUACAUCCUUCCUAAACGAGAAGACGAAGCCUCCGACACCAAUCAAAAAAGUAUUGAAACGCCACGAUACAGCCAGGCGGGUUCUCGAGAAUGCAAUCAACGGGGCUCAAAGCUCCAAACUGGCUGCCAUAUUGCGAGAGCUUGACCAGAUUUGGAUGGUGGACCCUGGGAGCAAGGUCCUAAUAUUCUCUCAAUUCCUGGGUAUGUUGGAUCUGAUAGAAUCGGCAUGUGGUGAUUCUGAGAUUCCCUGCGGUCGGUUGGAUGGCAAAAUGUCUCUCAAACAGAGAGUAGAAGCGUUGGAUCGGUUCAAGACAAGCAACCCAGGACGGGAUGGCAGAGGCUCUGUGAUGCUUGUCUCAAUGAAAGCAGGAGGCGUAGGCCUGAAUCUGUCGGUUGCUAACAAUGUUUUUAUUGUCGACCCGUGGUGGAACCAAAGCGUUGAAGAUCAGUGCAUCAAGAGAGCCCAUCGAAUAGGCCAGACAGCCGCAACAGUUAGGGUACGCAAGUUCGUCGUCGAGGAUUCUGUCGAAGAGCGAAUUGUAGAACUUCAGCAAAAGAAGAAAGGCAUGGCAAAUGAAGUGUAUUCAGAAAUGAAUCCUGAUGGAACCAUGUCCAGCUCCAGACCAACCAUGGAGGACUUCAAGCUAAUCUUUGGCAAUCUGAAGAAGCCUUAG
This is a messenger RNA of Seminavis robusta, 3687 nucleotides long. Lineage: Eukaryota; Bacillariophyta; Bacillariophyceae; Naviculales; Naviculaceae. The record is from the annotation of a GenBank genome assembly.